UACGCACGGACUGGAGAGGCGCAGGGACGGGCAGGAUUCUGUUGUUUUCGCAUUGCAAAAGCCUCCCCACAUAUGUAGCCAUUUCGAUGCAUUUGUUGCUGUAGACCUAGUGCUAGAAAACCUAAUGGAUUAGGCCGCUUUGUCCACGUGGCUCCGUUGUGCUCUGUGCUAAGCAAUGUGGACCCAAUAGAGAACUGGACACAGUGACACAACAGCUUCCCGUAGACAGUAGAGAAUGGGCUGUGUCCAAUGUAAGGAUAAAGAAGCAGCCAAACUCACAGACGACAGAGAGACCAGUCUCACCCAGAGCUCGGGGUACCGCUAUGGAGCCGACCCCACGCCGCAGCACUACCCCAGCUUUGGGGUCACCACCAUCCCCAACUACAACAACUUCCACGCCGCAAGCACACAGGGGGUGACCGUCUUCGGAGGGGUGCACACAUCCUCGCAGUCCGGGACACUUCGAUCCCGUGGAGGGACAGGGGUCACUCUGUUUGUGGCUCUGUACGACUAUGAGGCAAGGACAGAGGAUGACCUCAGCUUCAGGAAAGGAGAGAAGUUCCAGAUUCUAAACAGCACUGAGGGGGAUUGGUGGGAGGCUCGUUCUCUCACUACGGGUGGGACUGGUUACAUUCCCAGUAAUUACGUGGCUCCAGUGGACUCCAUCCAGGCCGAGGACUGGUACUUUGGUAAACUGGGCCGCAAGGAUGCAGAGAGGCAACUGCUGUCCAACGGCAACCCCAGAGGAACCUUCCUCAUCCGAGAGAGUGAAACCACUAAAGGGGCCUUCUCACUGUCCAUCCAGGACUGGGAUGACAUCAAAGGAGACCAUGUGAAACACUACAAGAUCCGCAAGCUGGACAGUGGCGGCUACUACAUCACCACCAGGGCCCAGUUUGACACUCUGCAGCAACUGGUGCUUCACUACUCUGCCAGAGCAGCAGGGCUGUGCUGCCGCCUGAUCGUGCCCUGCCACAAGGGCAUGCCCCGCCUGGCCGACCUGUCCGUCAAAACCAAAGACGUGUGGGAGAUCCCGCGGGAGUCGCUGCAGCUCAUCAAACGUCUGGGCAACGGGCAGUUUGGAGAGGUCUGGAUGGGCACGUGGAACGGCACCACCAAGGUGGCGGUGAAGACCCUGAAGCCGGGCACCAUGUCUCCCGAGUCCUUCCUGGAGGAGGCCCAGAUUAUGAAGAAGCUGCGGCACGACAAGCUGGUGCAGCUGUACGCCGUGGUGUCGGAGGAGCCCAUCUACAUCGUCACCGAGUACAUGAACAAAGGGAGUUUGCUUGACUUCCUGAAGGACGGAGAAGGACGAGGACUGAAGCUUCCCAACCUGGUAGACAUGGCUGCUCAGGUGGCAGCGGGCAUGGCAUACAUUGAGAGGAUGAACUACAUCCACAGAGAUCUGCGCUCUGCUAACAUCCUGGUUGGAGACAGUUUGGUGUGUAAGAUCGCUGACUUUGGUCUGGCCAGACUCAUAGAGGACAAUGAGUACACAGCACGACAAGGUGCUAAGUUUCCCAUUAAAUGGACAGCACCGGAGGCUGCUCUCUAUGGGAAGUUCACAAUCAAGUCAGACGUGUGGUCGUUCGGCAUCCUGCUCACAGAGCUGGUCACCAAGGGCAGAGUGCCCUAUCCAGGUAUGAACAACCGUGAGGUGCUGGAGCAGGUGGAGCGAGGCUACAGGAUGCCCUGCCCCCAGGACUGCCCCAUCUCCCUGCAUGAGCUCAUGGUGCAGUGCUGGAAGAAGGACCCAGAGGAGAGGCCCACGUUCGAGUACCUGCAGGCCUUCCUGGAGGACUACUUCACAGCCACGGAGCCACAGUACCAGCCUGGGGACAACCUCUGAGUGACCCAUCCCUACCUGCCCCUGUCUCGACCAGCAGAGGGCGCCAUCACCACCACCUCCACCAUCACCACUUAAUCUGUCUGAAGUGAGAUGAAUGACUUGACAGACUGACAACCUAUGUCCGAUACAGGGACCCUAGCCACCACUGCAAUGCAAAGACAACUUAGUAUCACUUUCCAACUUCCAGUUCCCUCUCUGAGAUUCGUUCCUGCUUUCUGACCUGACCCGCACCAUCUUCCAUUGAGAGGGAUAUGCAGUACUGACCAGACUAAGACCCAUCAAAAAGUGCUGUUCGAGGAAGCCUGGAUGAUACUAGGUUUGAAUGGGUGUGGUGGAAGGGAUGAGACAUGUUGUGUACUUGUAUUUAGUGUAAAUAUAAAAUGCUUGUUUACUUAUCCCAGUUUUUUUUUGUUCUGUUUACUUUUAUUACUUUUUAUAUUUUGGAAAUGUGUGGAUUUUUUUACAAUCCAGACCAAGAUUAGUGAGAAUUAUGGUUUGUAGCGAAGUGUACCAGUCACAGUUGAAAACGAAAAUGGUGAUUUUAAGUGUAGGAAUGAUUCUCGUUUGAAAUUGUGCAUUGGAAUAUCCCAGAAACCGCUCUCUGGGAGUCAACCAACCUUUUUUACGAGGUUAAUAAUGAUGACUCUUAUUGUCUUCUCAAGGAACUAGAUGUAUUAUAGCACCCGUUCUUGCCUUUUUAUGUUUAGUAAUACUCCUAAAAUGUAAGGGAAUGCCUUCAUGCUUUCUGAACACAAAAUGCCUAUAUUGCAUCAUGAACCUCUUUCCUCACCAGACUUGUAUGGCACCUGCACUGUCAGUGCCUCCAUCUGUAUUUGUGCUUCAGCCAAUGAUUUUGAACCAGCUUAGAGUAACCUUAGUUCAUAAUAGCGUCUUGCUGUUGUGAGGAGGGAUUGCAGCCCUUUACACACAGUGACAGAUUGUUAGACCGAUUGCUUAUAACAAUAAUAUUUUAAAUAGUGUAUGUUUGUUGCAUAUUGUAAUGGCAGCAGGCUGUGUAAGAAUUAUGCUUUGAACAUACAGUAUGUCCUUUGCUUAUAAGGCCAAACCAACAUAAACUGCCAUUUUAAUGACUGGAAUGAAGGAUAAAUAUUUGUUUCUCAAUCAUGUGUAUUUGGAAAUAACAUGUUGUGUAUGUGAGACCAAACAAGUUAAGUUAAUGUAACUGAUACUGUCUUUAACCUCAGAUGCCUAGCCAUAGGUUCUUAACACAGUCCCAAGUAACACUCCUAAUGGAUCAUGCUCUGAAUGACAAGACAACUUAGAAUUUGACGCCAUCUCUUUUUGAGUAUUUACAGGUUUGUUAUUAUUGUUUUGUGGGAAGAAACUGGUCAGAGAAUCCAUAGUUUUUGCAUAAUUUAUUUAACACCGCCCAGUAGAUAUUUGGGAUAUGUUUUGGUCCCUAUGUUAUUUAUUGUAUUUGUCUCAGUUAUACACGUUUUGAAAUAAACAACCUACCAUAACUUCCAUGGCAA
Messenger RNA from Osmerus eperlanus (European smelt), 3342 nucleotides. It is a transcript of the gene fyna, whose product is annotated as FYN proto-oncogene, Src family tyrosine kinase a. Gene Ontology annotation, biological process: cell differentiation; cell surface receptor protein tyrosine kinase signaling pathway; T cell receptor signaling pathway. The record is from RefSeq and is a predicted model, not a curated record. Gene Ontology annotation, molecular function: signaling receptor binding; non-membrane spanning protein tyrosine kinase activity; ATP binding. Gene Ontology annotation, cellular component: extrinsic component of cytoplasmic side of plasma membrane. Lineage: Eukaryota; Metazoa; Chordata; Actinopteri; Osmeriformes; Osmeridae. The coding region runs from base 236 to 1849 and encodes 537 amino acids. The transcript has 13 exons.